AUCGCAGCGUGAACCAGCUCGGCCUGGUGUGAAUCACGCAAUUUUCUCUCCUAAUCCAACCUUCUGAUGUAUUUGCUUGCUUCUAUGCUUUGCUCUCCACUCAUUUACAAUGCCCUCCACUAGUGUCGAUAUUGUUGAAAGCAACGAGAAGUAUGAAGAUAUGGAGAAGAUCGCAUCGUAUUCGAAAACAGGCGGGCAUGACAGUCUUGGUCGUCGAGUGAGCACCGCGAACACGUCGUAUGAUAGCACGCAUCGCAAGUUGAAGCCGCGCCACAUCCAGCUCAUUGGCAUUGGUGGAACUAUUGGCACGGCUCUCUAUGUGCAAAUCGGUCGUGGUCUCAUCAAUGGCGGUCCUGCCUCGUUGUUCCUGGCUUUCACGAUCUGGUGCUCCUUUAUCCUUGCAGUCACGCUCUGUAUGGCUGAGAUGGUCACGUACUUGCCGAUCUCCUCUCCGUUUAUCCGCUUUGCCGGGCGCUAUGUCGAUGAGGCUUUUGGUGUCGCCGCGGGAUGGAACUUCUUCAUAUUCGAAGCAGCAUUGGUGCCGUUCGAGGUCGUCGCGUGCAACGUCGUCAUCCAUUUUUGGAGCGACAUCGUUCCAGCUGGCGGCAUUAUCGCAAUUGUUCUUGUCCUGUAUCUGCUUAUCAAUGUCCUCGCUGUGAAGUGGUAUGGGGAAUCCGAAUUUUGGGCGGCCCUCGGAAAAGUUUUGCUCAUCAUUGGCCUGAUUAUUUACACAUUCAUCGUUAUGUUGGGCGGCAAUCCGAAAGGCGACCGAUUCGGGUUCAGAUACUGGAAGACACCCGGCUCUUUCGCGGAGUUGUAUAGAACAGGCGACCUUGGCCGCUUUCUAGGUUUCUUGCAGUGCCUCAUUCAGGCCUCAUUCACGAUUGCUGGUCCUGAUUACGUGUCCAUGGCAGCGGGAGAGGCCGAAAAUCCACGGAAAGUCAUGCCUCGUGCGUAUAACGCUGUCUUCUACCGUCUGACCGCGUUCUUUGUGCUCGGAUCUCUGGCGGUCGGAAUUCUUGUUCCAUACGAUGAUCCUGAACUUAAUGCAGCGUUUAAAGAGGGCAGACCGGGUGCCGCGGCCUCACCAUACGUUGUUUCGAUGAACAGACUUAACAUUCCCAUCCUUCCGCAUAUAGUCAACGCUGGAGUUCUUGCCUCAGCCUUCUCCGCCGGAAAUAGUUACGUUUAUUGUGCUUCACGGUCGCUGUACGGCCUCGCUUUAGAAGGGAAGGCCCCUCGGUUUCUGACGAAGACGACACGCAAUGGCGUGCCUAUCUAUACGGUUAUUGUUGUGCUGCUGAUUGCAUUACUCUCGUUUCUGCAAGUUUCCAACAACGCGGCCGUUGUGCUCAACUGGUUCGUCAGCCUGGUCACCGCUUCGCAGCUUAUCAACUUCUCAGUUAUGUGCUUCACAUUCCUGCGCUUCUACAAGGCAUGCAAGGUGCAGGGUCUGAGCAGAGAUAGCCUGCCUUACAAAGGCUUUUGGCAGCCAUUUGCGGCAUACUACGGACUCAUCGGGACCUUUAUCAUGACAUUUGUUGGUGGAUAUACUGUGUUCUUAGAUGACAACUGGGAUGUGCCUACUUUCCUUUUCUCAUACAUGAUGAUCUUUGUCUUCCCAGUUCUUUUCAUAGGCUGGAAGGUGAUCAAGCGAACAAAAUUUAUUCCCGCUGAGGAGAUUGACCUAUACCAAGAUCUUGAGGAGAUCGAAGAAUAUACACGUAACUUUGUAGAAAUACCGCCAAAAAAUGCGGUGGAAAAGUGGUUCAACAAGUUGUUUGAAUAAAACGAGAAUAUUCAGCCAGUAUAUGUUGAUUCAUGGCGUAUCACAUGGUGUCUUCCCUGAAGUUUCGAGGACGAAACUUAGAUUGCUGCAAAGGUAGGGGGCGUUGAGGAAGAUACAUAGUACGCAUAUACCCAAACUAUGAAGUUUCAUGAUCAGUACAAUUCAUA
Molecule: messenger RNA, 1956 nt
Organism: Verruconis gallopava
Lineage: Eukaryota; Fungi; Ascomycota; Dothideomycetes; Venturiales; Sympoventuriaceae
Exons: 3
Coding region: 110-1789 (559 amino acids)
Biological process (GO): amino acid transmembrane transport
Cellular component (GO): membrane
Molecular function (GO): amino acid transmembrane transporter activity
Source: RefSeq, a predicted model, not a curated record